AUGCCGAAACAGUUACAGAGUGCAGAAGUCAACAAACUUGACAACAAUGAAUGCUGGCGAGUCGUAGCGGGAAAGCAAGUUCAAAGCAAGGGUCCUUCUGUUUCUGCCGCAGGAGUAGAGGAAGUAGUGCUAGUGGUUGCAGCAGCACUAGUAGCAGUAGCAGUCGUAGAAGAAGUAGUAGUAGUAGUCGUCGUAGUAGUAGCAGUCGUAGUAGUAGUUGUUGUUGUCGGCAUCAUCGCCGUCGUCGCUGUCCGUGUUGUGGCGCUUCCGCUUUCUGCUAAUCCUACUGGCGAAGAUGUUUGCUCCAAAGGAGUGGCCUGUUGUCGACUGGCCCCCGGAGCUGGCUGGCCAUCCUUGGGGGUGUCGCACUUGGCUGCUGAUCUUCAGGCCUUGUGUGCCGCUGGAGGAAGUGGAAGAGUACAAACAGGCCGAUGGCUCCAUCUGCCUACUUGUCCACGCAACUGGUUUGGAGGACUCGGGGCCUUUUUGGGGUUCAUAUAUAUAUAUAUAUAG
Molecule: messenger RNA, 513 nt
Organism: Symbiodinium sp. CCMP2456
Lineage: Eukaryota; Dinophyceae; Suessiales; Symbiodiniaceae
Source: the annotation of a GenBank genome assembly